Messenger RNA from Myotis myotis, 1290 nucleotides. Its product is annotated as interleukin enhancer-binding factor 2-like. The record is from RefSeq and is a predicted model, not a curated record. NCBI's taxonomy places the organism in Eukaryota, Metazoa, Chordata, Mammalia, Chiroptera, Vespertilionidae. The transcript has a single exon.
UAAGCGGAGGAGUAAGGCGGGAGCCAAUCGCGCCGUGGUGUGUUGGCAUCCCGGCAAGCCGCUUGGAAGAGAGGGGUGGUUGGUGUGGCUUCCAUUGUUCAGGAUCUGGGGCGACAGAGGCCGAGGUCCUGGCGGGCGCUUUGGUUCCCGAGGAGGCCCUGGGAGGAGGGUUCAGGCCCUUGGUGCCCCACAUCCCAUUUGAUGUCUAUUUGUGUGAAAUGGCCUUCCCUCGGGUUAAGCCAGCACCUGAUGAGUCUUCCUUCAGUGAGGCAUUGCCGAAAAGAAAUCAGGACCUUGCUCCUAAUUCUGCUGAACAGGCCUCUAUCCUUUCUCUGGUGACAAAAAUAAGCAAUGUGAUUGACAAUUUGAUUGUGGCUCCAGGGACAUUUGAAGUGCAGGUUGAAGAAGUACAACAGGUUGGAUCAUAUAAAAAGGGAACAAGGACUACAGGACAUCAUGUGGCUGACCUGGUGGUCAUCCUGAAGAUUUUGCCAACGUUGGAAGCUGUUGCUGCCCUCGGGAACACAGUCGUGGAAAACCUCAGAGCACAGGAUCCAUCUGAGGUUUGGACCAUGCUGACCAAUGAAACUGGCUUUCAGAUCAGUUCUUCUGAUGCUACAGUGAAGAUUCUCAUUACCACAGUGCCACCCAACCUCCGAAAACUGGAUCCAGACCUCCCUUUGGACAUCAAGGUGUUGCAGAGUGCCUUAGCAGCCAUCCGCCAUGCCCGCUGGUUUGAAGAAGAUGCUUCUCAGUCCACAGUUAAAGUUCUCAUCAGACUUCAGAAGGACCUGAGGAUUCGUUUUCCUGGCUUUGAGCCCCUCACACUCUGGAUCCUUGACCUACUCGGACACUAUGCCGUGAUGAACAACCCCACCGGACAGCCUUUGGCCCUACAUGUGGCAUACAGGCGUUGCUUGCAGAUUCUGGCUGUGGCUGCAGGACUGUUCUUGCCAGGGUCAAUGGGUAUCACAGACCCCUGUGAGAGUGGCAACUUCGGAGUCCACACGGUCAUGACUUUGGAACAGCAGGACAUGGUCUGCUUCACAGCUCAGACUCUGGUCUGAAUCCUCUCACAUGGUGGCUUUAGGAAGAUCCUUGGCCAGGAGGGUGAUGCCAGCUGUCUUGCUUCUGAAAUAUCUACCUGGGAUGGAGUGAUAGUGACACCUUCAGAAAAGGCUUAUGAGAAGCCACCAGAGAAGGAAGGGGAGGAAGAGGAGAAUACAGAAGAACCACCUCAAGGAGAGGAGGAGGAAAGCAUGGAGACUCAGGAGUGACUCCCUUCUCUCC